UAUUGUUCAGGGUGAUGUUUUCAUAUACAUCCUAUUUUUCUAACAACUCUCCUUGCUUUGCUAUAAUUCUUUGUUACAUACAGGUAAUCCGAUAUUAGUAUCUUCAGGCCCUUUUCAUCUUAACCGAUCCCCAUUAUGAACUUCAUUCCUGGAUUUCUGCUUUCUUGAUGGAUUUUACAUUCAGUAUAAACUGUCAUGUUUCACCUCAUUCUUACAGUCUUCCUACGUAUCCUGCAAUACUUUUUUCAAAUAAUUACUGAACUUAUUAGCAUACAUCAUAUUUUUUUAUAAUACUCACAUAUACAUUUGCUGGUUACAAGAGCUUGGAUUAUGACUGGCAAUGUAUUUGAAUAUCAAAUGCAAGAGUCCAAAUAAUGGCAUGCAGGUGUGAAUUGGCAAAACAGACUGAGGAAACUCUGAGAUUUGCUAUUUGUAUUUGCUGUGGAUUUAGUUUCAAGACAUGUGAAUGAAUGUGGGCAUCAUUGUAUUAUUUUUUUUCUCAGUUGAGAAAAAGCAUAUUUAUAACAGAUAUUUCUUCUGUAGUAACUUCAUAGUGAUAUACUAACAACAUAGUCACAAAACGGCACAUUCUAGCAUGAUAAUUAUGUUAUUCUUGUCUACACAGGGAAUGAAGAGUGAAACAGACAGAAUCAUAACAAAACAAGAAGAGGAAACAUGUGCUCCAUUAGUUACUGAUGACUUGAGUCUAGGGGUGUACAAAGGCCCCCUGCAGUACAGGGUUUGGAAGGAAAUGCUGUCCAUCCUCAGUCCUGGCUUGUCUCAUCUGACCCUGGACCCUAACACAGCACAUCCUGAUCUCAUCUUAUCUGAGGACCUGACCAGUGUGAGACAUGGUGACAUUAGACAGCAGCUCCCUAACAACCCUGAGAGAUUUGAUAAAUAUCCCUGUGUGCUGGGAUCUGAGGGAUUCACAACAGGGAGGCACUACUGGGAAGUGGGUGUGGGGAACAAGACAGAGUGGGAUGUUGGUGUCACAACAAAGUCCAGCAACAGAAAGGCGUUAAUCGCAUUGAACCCUGUGAAUGGAUACUGGGCUCUGUCCCUGAGGAAUGAGAAUGAGUACGAGGCAUGGGACUCAACAUUCAAGCGUCUAACCCUCACCAUGAAAGCCCACAGGAUCGGGGUGUACCUGGACUAUGAGGGAGGACAGGUGUCAUUAUAUAAUGCUGAUAACAUGUCCCACAUUUACACCUAUACUGACUCCUUCACUGAGGGGCUGUACCCUUACUUUUACAUUUCUCAUGAUGAUGAGCCACUAAAGCUGUUUCACCUGAAAUUGUAAUAAGUACUUGCACACGUUAGGAGUUACUAGUAUAGGAACUGCUACAAAUUUUUACUGCCUUUACAGUAUAUUUUUGGACAUCAUAUACAAAAGAAAAAUAAUUUAUUAUUGUAGAUCUGUUUGAAUAAAAUAAUAUUUACAUUCUAGAAGUUGAGAUAAGAUUGGUGCCCUAUUGUAAGUUUACAAUACUGCAAAUCCCAAAAUUCAGAAACUUUAAAUGUUAAGCACAAAUAAUAUUGAACUGCAGAAGCUGAUGUUACACAUUUAAUGCAUUGUUUAGAGGAGUUGAUCUUCCCUACAUCCAUGAUGUUAGGAGGCUGUGUCCCCACAAUCCCUUAUUUAUAUAUACUAACUUUGAAAUUAAUUUUGCACUUAGUGUAUCUUUUUCCAUACCUGCUCUUAACUCUCUGCAGUUACAGGUAUUACACUUAACAUCCUCAGCCUUACAAUAAGAAACUGAUAAAGUACAGCUGGGGAUAAUUAGACAGUUAGAUCAAGUAGGGUUAUGUAACCACUGCCUACUAAACAGAUGUUAAUAUUGUCACAUCACAAGAGUUUAAACAAUGUUGCUUAACUUGGAAAAUAAUUACAUUAUAACUUGAAGUGAAGCUUUGAAAAUAAAAAGAAUAAGAGUCUUGAUAUAAAUGGAGCUUCUCAUGAGUCAUAUAUUAGAGCGAUAGUAUAACACACACAGGAAGGAAACAAAAAUGUCCCAUUAGUGUAUUUACAGACACAUGCUGCUUGUCAGUUUCUUACAUGUAGUUGGAAAAAUUAAUUUCUGGCAUUCUGUAUUGGCAUCAGCUAAAUGGAGUUUUGGCCAAGAAAGAAAUGUUCUGAAGAUUCUGCACCAUAAUAAAGUGAA
This is a messenger RNA of Protopterus annectens (West African lungfish), 2165 nucleotides long. Its product is annotated as zinc-binding protein A33-like. Gene Ontology annotation, molecular function: protein binding. The transcript has 3 exons. NCBI's taxonomy places the organism in Eukaryota, Metazoa, Chordata, Ceratodontiformes, Protopteridae. The record is from RefSeq and is a predicted model, not a curated record. Bases 596 to 1303 code for a protein of 235 amino acids.